UCAACAGUUUAUAAUAUAACUAUUUAUAAAUUUUGUUUAGGCGACUAUUUUUGUGAGUGUUGGUAUCCCUGUAAUUGCUAUAGUUUGACGUUUCCUUUUCCAUGUGGCAUGGUGUCGGCGUAAGUUGCCGAAUAAGCAACCACAAUGCCGCAGAACGAAUACAUUGAGCGUCACCAAAAGCUUUAUGGUAGACGGCUAGAUUAUGAGGAGAGGAAACGUAAAAAAGAGGCCCGUGAGCCUCACAAGAGAGCAGAAAAGGCGCGCAAACUCAGAGGCAUCAAGGCAAAGAUCUUCAAUAAGGAGCGGCGCAAUGAAAAGAUUCAGAUGAAGAAGAAGAUUAAAGCGCACGAGGAGAAAAAUGUGAAACAGAACACAGAGAAAGUAUCUGAAGGAGCAUUGCCAGUGUACCUUCUGGACAGAGAUGUCCAGUCUCGCGCCAAAGUCUUGUCCAACAUGAUUAAACAGAAACGAAAGGAGAAAGCUGGCAAGUGGGAUGUACCCAUACCCAAGGUGCGGGCUCAGGCCGAUGCUGAAGUGUUCAAAGUACUCAAGUCAGGUAAAUCAAAAAGGAAAGCUUGGAAACGAAUGGUAACUAAAGUCACUUACGUUGGAGAGAACUUCACCAGAAAGCCACCCAAGUUUGAGAGGUUCAUUAGGCCAAUGGCACUUAGAUUCAAGAAGGCACAUGUAACACAUCCAGAGUUGAAAGCCACUUUUUGCCUGCCAAUUAUUGGAGUUAAGAAGAACCCCAGCUCGCAAAUGUUCACAAGCCUGGGGGUGAUCACCAAGGGUACUGUUAUUGAAGUUAACAUCUCAGAGCUUGGUCUUGUGACGCAAGCGGGUAAAGUUGUUUGGGGAAAGUACGCUCAGGUUACCAACAACCCUGAAAAUGAUGGAUGUAUCAAUGCUGUUCUAUUGGUUUAAUGUAUUACAAUUUUGACAAUAAACAUGUAAAAAAAG
Messenger RNA from Manduca sexta (tobacco hornworm), 960 nucleotides. It is a transcript of the gene Ip259, whose product is annotated as ribosome biogenesis protein NSA2 homolog. The coding region runs from base 145 to 924 and encodes 259 amino acids. The record is from RefSeq and is a predicted model, not a curated record. Gene Ontology annotation, cellular component: nucleolus; preribosome, large subunit precursor. The transcript is spliced from 2 exons. Gene Ontology annotation, biological process: maturation of LSU-rRNA; maturation of 5.8S rRNA. Lineage: Eukaryota; Metazoa; Arthropoda; Insecta; Lepidoptera; Sphingidae.